Molecule: messenger RNA, 1815 nt
Organism: Uloborus diversus
Lineage: Eukaryota; Metazoa; Arthropoda; Arachnida; Araneae; Uloboridae
Gene: Tbce
Product: tubulin-specific chaperone E-like
Exons: 15
Coding region: 87-1664 (525 amino acids)
Molecular function (GO): protein binding
Source: RefSeq, a predicted model, not a curated record
CCGAACGCUUGCGGUUGCACCGAGGCGACCGAUCCGCGUUUCCGAAUGCACCCCUACUGUGCAAUCCGACUGCUUUAAAAAUAAAAAUGGGUGCAGCGUCACUACAACUUGGAUGCAGAAUUUAUUGUGAUGGAGAGUAUGGAACUGUUCUUUACAUUGGCCUUAUAGAUGGAGUUGAAGGCACUUGGGUUGGGAUUGAAUGGGAUAAUCCAACCCGUGGAAAACAUAGUGGGAGCUACAACAAUAGAAAAUAUUUUGAAACAAGAAUUCCUAAUGCUGGAAGUUUUAUUAAAAUUUCAAAAGCAGAGACUGGAAUUUCUUGCCCUAAUGCCAUUAAAUUAAAAUAUGGUAAAGAUGGCGCUACAUCAGCUACAUUUAUUAAUUUGCCUCAGAAGACUGGCCGUGAGAGGCACAUAGAAAUGGUUGGCAUGGAAAAAAUAAUGGGAAAACAAAGUAACUACUUAUGCCUGACAGAUGUGGUAUUAUCAAGAACUUUUGUAAAUGGACCUGGUGACAAAAAUGAAUUGCUAGAAUUAACACCGAAUAUUCGUAAUUUAGACCUGUCUGAAAAUUUGUUAUCCUCCUGGUGUGAUGUUAUUGCCAUAGCUGAACAGCUGCCUCAUCUUUCUUCUUUAAUUCUUUCUAAAAAUCGAUUGAAGUUGAUAAAGCAACCAAGUAUUCAAGAAUGUUUUUCUGUGCUAAAAAUGCUGGUGAUGAAUGAAAUGGCAUAUUCUUGGAAAGAGAUUUUGUCUUGUGCGAGUAUGUGCCCUUUUGUUGAACAAUUAUUUGUAGUAAGCAACAAAAUCACAGAAUUAGAAGCACCUCUGCCACCCAUAUUUUCGCAAUUAACUAUGCUCAGCUUAAACCAUAACCCAAUUGGUGAAUGGACGGAAAUAUGUAAAUUAGGAAGUUUAACAAAUUUAACAGAAUUGCAUGUUAAUAAUAUUAACUUGCAAUCAAUAUCAUUUCCCAAAACACCGCCUUUGGAGAAAACUGAAUUAUUUUCAAACCUGCAAACUUUGUAUGUCCAGUACAACAAUUUAAAUCAGUGGCAAGAUAUUACUGAAUUGAACAAACUUAGAAAAUUGAAGAAUCUAACCAUUAGCCAUAAUCCUGUUGUUGAGACAGUCAAGCCAGAAACUGCGAGGCAGUUUACUAUAGCUAAAAUUAUUGAACUGGAAAUGCUAAAUAGAACUAAGAUAGAAAGGUUUGAAAGAAGGGGUGCUGAGCUUGACUACAUCAAGUUGCAUCACAAGGAAUGGAUUGCUAAUGGGGGCAGUUCAGAUCUGAACGGUAGCAAACUGUCCGAAUCUUUUUUGAGACAACAUCCGACGUAUUGCUCUUUGGUUCAAAAGCAUGGUGCUUCUGAUGGAAAUGAAAUAAAAGAAGAAAAAUUAGUAUUGAAAGAUGAUUUAUUAUCUGUGAUAAUAUUUAGCCCUCUACUACCAGAUAAACCGUCAGUAACAAAAAAGCUACCUGCUGAAAUGACAGUUGGUAAACUCAAAGCUCUAGUUCAACGACUUUUCAAAGUUUCUGCACAGAAUGUUUUAUUGACUCACAUUUCCAAAGAGAAUGAAUUGCAAAAAACAAUCAUGGACAAUAACUUACGAGAAUUAUCAUUCUAUUCAAUAUCAAAUCAAGACAAAAUAGCCGUUGAAUGGUAGAAUGCUGAAUUAAAUCAAACCAGAGAAAGGAUGGUUCAAGUGGUGCAAUGUGAAAAUUUGUUCCAAGACAACUAAUGAAACUAAAAUGUAAUAAGGUAUUGUUUGAAUGUGUUCAUAUGAAGAAACUUUUUUUAAAAAUAAAAGUACUAUU